GACGGGGGAAAAAAUUCUGAUUACCUGUCUCCAAUAUGCAACACUAAUAUUCACAGCGGAAAUAUGAAUGUUCGCGUGAAACGCGCCGGAAACGACGUUUCCGUGAAUUUGAUGUUCGGUGAUGCAUGCGCUGCACUGACAUAGCUCAGCAGGUAGUUCUAAAACCAUGUCAUGCCAUUGAAGGAAAAAAUAAGACUAGCGGAAUCUUUUGAUUUGAAUGUUCGCUGUGGGGUCUCAAGUCCCUGUCGCUGUCCAAAUAACCUCCUGGGUUUGAGGAUGCAUCAGCUGCUGCUUAGCCCAAUGAGGGCUUGCAGAAAGGACAGGAUGACACUUUAACAGAAGAUUGUGGGAAGCAAGGUCUCUGGUCUGUUGCCUUCCCUGAUCGCAUCAGAUCACGAUGCAGUCCCACAGGCUGCGUGAGAUGGACCAGCAGCAGCAGCGGCCCCUGCUGCAAGGGGACUCCACCGUGGGUGUUGGCCCAGCAGGCAUCCCUUCAGAUUCCACGCAGCUCUGGUUCAUCCAGGACGGCUGCGGCCUGAUCUGUGCCUUCAUCACGUGGUUCCUGGUGCUCUACGCAGACUUCGUGGUCACCUUCGUCAUGCUGCUGCCGGCCAAGAGCGUGUGGUACGCCGUGGUCAACGGGGUGCUGUUCAACGGCCUGGCAGUGCUGGCGCUUACGUCGCACCUGCGCACGAUGCUCACCGACCCGGGAGCGGUCCCCAAGGGCAACGCCACAAAGGAGUACAUGGACAGCCUGCAGCUGAAGCCCGGGGAGGUCAUCUACAAGUGCCCCAAGUGCUGUAGCAUCAAGCCAGAGAGGGCCCAUCACUGCAGCAUCUGUAAGCGCUGCAUCCGUAAGAUGGACCACCACUGCCCCUGGGUGAACAACUGCGUGGGGGAAAAAAAUCAGCGCUUCUUUGUGCUCUUCACUAUGUAUAUAGCCAUGAUCUCUGCCCAUGCGCUAGCCCUCUCUGGGUUCCAGUUCAUUACCUGUGUCCGAGUUCAGUGGAACGAGUGCAGUGACUUCUCCCCUCCUGUGACGGUCAUGCUUAUGAUCUUCCUCUGCCUGGAGGCCCUUCUCUUCCUCACCUUCACUGCCGUCAUGUUCGGCACACAGCUCCACUCCAUCUGUAACGAUGAGACCGAGAUCGAGCGCCUGAAGAGCGAGAGGCCCACGUGGGAGCGGCGGACGCGCUGGGAGGGCAUGAGGGUCGUGUUCGGGGGCAAGCCUUCGCUCGUCUGGAUCAACCCCUUCGCUGGCCUGCGGCUGCGCCACCUGCUCUCUACACGCACGAGAAAGAGCGGACCCGAGUUCUCCGUCUAAACCACACACAUGCACACACACACACACCCACACAUACUCUCUAAACACACACAUACACAUACAGAGACUCUACACACACUUACCCAGACUACAUACAUGCAUACAGACAUGCACACACACACUACACCCAGGCUCAGGUGUGAGUUCCAGUGAGUUGUUCGUUCCUGGUGUUGUAGAGUUAUGUUCAUCAGGACACACUCAAAAAUAAUCCCCAAAAUAGUUUACGUAUCAGCACAUAUGUGUAAGCAGAUACACACAGGUUUGUGAUCACCCACACAAUGUGUAUGUGGUCACACACAACUCUUUAACACCGCUUUACCGCCUCACUGGUCCACUCACAUGUUAUGAAGCUGAGCUUGUGAAAAGAAACAAAGAAACGAGAGACGUUAUGAUGUUAUGACAUACACUACAUGCCUGCACCAAGAACUACAAACACACACACACACACACACACACACACACACACACACACUUGGUGCUGUGUUGGACUCUAUAAGACUGACUGGCUCCUUAGUGGGCUCAGCCCACCCUCCUGUGGAACUGCUUUGCAACCAAUAGGGUCUAAGAAGGGAACAUGAAGCUGCAAUCAAACAGAAGAAGACCUUCGUUGUCAACAUUGUUUUUUUAUUUUUAUUCAUUUAUGUAUGGAUGUGGGUGUUUUUUAAUCAUUGUGAAGUCGUCCUUGUGUUUUUAGUGCAUCUCUCAAUCAUUCAGGUGGUUUAAAGCAGAGUCAAAGUCAGACAUCUGUCUUCUCAUUGCUGCUGGGUGGAUUAAUGCACUGAAUGACAUAGCCGAGCCAGAUCAGGCUGUGUGGAUGCACUCUGUGGGUUUUGAACUGUGUGUUUUGUGUGAGCUAUUGGGUUCGGUGGUAGAGGAUCUAGUCAAAUGCAUCAGGGAGGAGAAAAGGAAAGAAGGAGGGAGGCACGGGGGGAGGUGGGCGGGUGGAAAGAUGGCCGGAUGCCAGAAUGUCAGGAUUCAGCAGUAGGACCCAGCUUCACCCUUAUGGAACAGCCACCGCCCCUCUGUUAUUGUCACAGUGGUCAAUGCCUAAUUUCCAUGUGAAGUGACAGGAGGAAAUUGCUGGAUAUUGCUGUCUGAUGACUCGCUGUACGGUUGUAAUUACACAGAGGCAAAAACAACCAGUGUUUGGAUCAGCCUUGGUGAUGGCAAUUACCAGCAGCCGACCACAGUUUUUUUUAUUUGUUUUGUAUUUUGCCCAGCUUGUACAUGUGCAUAUUUCACCGGCUUUAAAACAUCUCACCUUCCACAGUGUGCAUUCGUAUGUAUUUGAGGGACAGGGAUUGGUCUGUGCCUAUUUAAUUAUUACCUCCUGUGGAUGCUGGACCAGUCGAGGCUUACUGCAGGGACACUAGUGGCAAUGAGAUAUCUUUAAAAGCUCAGUGUAAUCGCUUCUCACUUAGUCUUCUGAGGUGAAUUAUUAAUGCUGAUGGCUCAUAGCAAAGACCUGCAUGGUACAAUGUAGUAUUGAUUUAAGACCGAGUAGUCUGGCUUUCAAAAUAGUGACCUCAAGAUCCUGUUAUUUGAGUGCAUGUGCGUCAUAUACGUAUUAAACUCAAAAAAAAUCAAAUUAUUAUAUUAUGACAAAUUUUACUCAAAUAAUAUUGUAAGGAUGUGAUUCUCUCAUAACUCUGAAUCAUGCAUUCAUUCAUGCAUCAGACACUCCUCUUUUGGUGCAAUGGACAUUGUCAGGAUAAACACAGAUAUCAGGUAGAAAUGUGCAGUAUCUGAAGAAAACUUGUCUGUCUGUUGGAAUUAAAGGAUAUUUCUUACAAA
Clupea harengus (Atlantic herring) is the source of this 3118-nucleotide messenger RNA. RefSeq names its product palmitoyltransferase ZDHHC7-like. Gene Ontology annotation, molecular function: palmitoyltransferase activity. NCBI's taxonomy places the organism in Eukaryota, Metazoa, Chordata, Actinopteri, Clupeiformes, Clupeidae. The record is from RefSeq and is a predicted model, not a curated record.